GGUCAUGUGAACAUUGCGGAUUGUAUUGAGGGCUUUUAACACUUCCAGAUAAAGCUCUAUUCACAUCUGGCACUGACACAGCACAUUCAGAGGUGCACCUUUCCCAUCGCGUUGCUCACAUGAAGGUCAGAGGAUGCACUGGGUCUGUGGAGAGGACACUAAAGUUAUUUCUAACCAUCCGCGAAAUGAGGACUGGCGGUCUGCUGUGCGCGGUGGGACUUUGUCUGUUAAAUGCGGCUUUAUCUGUUAAGAUCUGCGCUUUUAACGUUCAGAGCUUUGGAGAAGCAAAGGCCAACAACAAGAAAGUUAUGGGGAUUCUACUGAAGAUUCUUUCCCGAUGCGACUUGUGUCUCGUUCAGGAGGUCCGCGACUCCAAAGGGCGAGCAAUACAAGCCUUGGUGAAAGAUCUUAACAGGUUUGACAAACUCAACUCGUACUCCCAUGUGGAAAGCGAGAGACUGGGAAGGAAAACCUACAAGGAGCAGUACGUCUACAUUUACAGAAACAAUGUGCUGACGGUGAAGGAGCAGUAUCAGUAUCCGAAAUUCGAGGAGAAGGAAGCCAAUUCCACUGAAGUCUUUUCCAGAGAACCGUUCAUUGUUCGCUUUUACUCGCCUACUACACUCAUGAAGGAUCUGGUUUUAAUCGGCCAGCACACCAGUCCCAAAAGUGCCAUGAAAGAGAUGGAUGAGUUGUAUUUCGUGUUCAAAGAGAUCUACAAGAAGUGGAAGACCGAGAAUGUGAUGAUCUUGGGUGACCUGAACGCCGCUUGUGGCUACGUCACCAUCAAAGGCUGGCGAGGCGUCCGCCUGAGAAGCGACCCCAAAUUUCGGUGGCUGAUCGGGGACGAGCAGGACACGACCGUUCGGGAGAAGACGCGCUGUGCGUACGACAGGAUUAUCGUCCACGGACGCGAGUUGAUUUCCAAAAUAGUGCCCGGCUCUGCUCGACCGUUCAACUUUAAGGAGAAUUUCAAUCUGACAGAGGAUGAGGCCCUAGCCGUGAGCGACCACUUCCCCGUCGAGGUCGACCUGAAGACCAAACAUCAUUAUCUCUUGCGCAGUGAGCUGUAAAUGAAGAGCUGUUUGGGAUCAGCUCUACUUUCAUUUUUUAAUUUUUUUUUAGCCUUUUAAUGAAUUUAAAUCAUGAUUUAGAGUGUGCUACCUGUUGUCAAACCAAAUACAGUACGGUCAUUUUUUUAAUAGGGUGCCAUUUGUGUCCCUAGUAUAAAUGAAGCUGUAUUUUCAUCAGAGUUGGAUAAAUACGGUAUUUUUCGGUUGAUCAGUUGCAGUUUUUUUCAAUUUGGCCGGGGGGUGCGACUUAUAAAUUAUUAACACGUUAUCAUCGCAAUUCUUGACCCACUAUUUGAUACACAAAACAUUUUAUUUUAAACGUGAAGAAUAAUUUACUUAUACAGGUAGUUCCUACGCUGUCGACAUUUCCCAAAUUUGCGCAUAAAUCGGAAUUAACCCAUUAAGUACCUAUAUAUCUCAAAAUGACUAUCCAAAAAGUAGAAAAGUAGUAUAUGUAAUAUAUGUUUGUGCAUGCAUUUGUAAUUAAGUUUAGAGCUACAGCUUGUGGAGUUACGUGUGAGCGAUUUAAGACUUCCCUAUUUAAAGUCAUUUUAGCUGUUAUGCUAGCAAAACAAGGCUAACUUUAGCAUACAAUGUCUUUUAGUGGCCAAAUGGCACCCUAUAAAAAUAUGCCCCUACAAAAGUUUUAACCUAUUUUAUGAAGAACUGCAUAUCACAUGAUGCAAAUUUGCGAAACAGCAAUGGUUCCUCUACUGUUGUUUUUUUUUUACCUAUUUAUAAUAUCAAAAUAUAGAUUGUGUUUUGAAGGGAAACCUCUUAAAUUGAGAAUGGGAGGUUGUCAUUUGAGCUGCUUUUUUAUGGAGGUAGAUUUGUGUCGUUAUCAUUCAAUCAAAAAAAAAAAAAAAGUUGAUUCAAUAAAAAAAAGAGUCGCUUCAA
Messenger RNA from Corythoichthys intestinalis (scribbled pipefish), 1970 nucleotides. It is a transcript of the gene dnase1l1l, whose product is annotated as deoxyribonuclease I-like 1-like. Gene Ontology annotation, molecular function: DNA binding; deoxyribonuclease I activity. The transcript is spliced from 8 exons. Gene Ontology annotation, cellular component: nucleus. Gene Ontology annotation, biological process: DNA catabolic process. The record is from RefSeq and is a predicted model, not a curated record. Bases 120 to 1073 code for a protein of 317 amino acids. NCBI's taxonomy places the organism in Eukaryota, Metazoa, Chordata, Actinopteri, Syngnathiformes, Syngnathidae.